AUUCGGGGAGCCCUGCUGGCAUCAUGCCGACCUCCCGGCCUGGUUCGGAGCCGGUGGAGUUCUGGGUGGACGGGUCGAGGCGGGACGGGACCGUGGAGGACUUCUACACCUUGGGCUCCGAACUGGGCAGAGGAGCGACAUCCAUUGUUUACCGCUGUGAGGAGAAACAGACCCAGAAACCCUUCGCAGUCAAAGUCCUCAAGAAAACAAUUGACAAGAAAAUCGUACGCACUGAAAUUGGUGUCCUGCUGCGUCUUUCUCAUCCAAACAUUAUCCAGCUGAAGGAGAUCUUUGAGACGGACACUGACAUCGCUCUGGUGUUGGAGCUGGUGACCGGGGGAGAGCUGUUUGACCGGAUUGUGGAGCGGGGAUACUACAGCGAAAGAGAUGCAGCCCAUGUCAUUAAACAGAUCCUCGAAGCUGUGGCGUAUUUGCACGGUAACGGGGUUGUCCAUCGCGACCUGAAACCAGAGAACCUGCUGUACGCCGACCUGUCGCUGGACGCGCCACUGAAGAUAGCCGACUUUGGUCUUUCCAAAAUCAUCGACGAUCAGGUCACCAUGAAGACCGUCUGUGGUACUCCGGGGUACUGCGCUCCAGAGAUCCUGCGGGGAAAUGCCUACGGCCCCGAGGUGGACAUGUGGUCAGUGGGCGUCAUCCUGUACAUCCUGCUGUGUGGGUUUGAGCCGUUCUUUGACCCAAGAGGCGAUCAGUACAUGUACAGCCGCAUCCUGAACUGCGACUAUGAGUUUGUGUCUCCAUGGUGGGACGAGGUCUCCCUCAAUGCCAAGGAUUUGGUCAGUAAGCUGAUUGUUCUUGACCCUCACAAGCGCCUCAGUGUCCUAGAGGCCCUGCAGCACCCCUGGGUUCUGGGAAAAGCGGCUCGUUUCUCCCACAUGGACACUACCCAGAGGAAACUGCAGGAGUUUAAUGCUAGACGCAAACUUAAGGCUGCCAUGAAGGCUGUUGUAGCCACCAGCAGAAUGCAUGAAGGAUCCCGACGUCGCACUGACAGCUGCGAGAUUCCAGGUUCAGGGACUCCAAGGCAGAGCAGCAUGCAACAAGACCCGCCUCCUGAGUCAUCAGGCCCCGCCCCCGAGGAAAAAGAGACCACACCCCCAGACCAGCAGGUACCCCAGAAAGAUGAACCUAAGCUUGCCGACCAGAGUCCUGCCAGCCCCUCCCCUCCGUGUAGCCCCAACCCCCCCAGCUCUGAUGGCCCGCCCACAGGCCCCGCCCUCAUCAGGCCCCCACUGCGUGCCGAUGGGCUCCGACAGGCUUCAGUCAUCCCCAAAUCCAUGCUUGUCCAACCCCGGCUGCCGCAGAAGAGCUGCUCUGUCAUCGAGUCAGUCCACGAAAAGGAGGCCACGUCCCCACUGGACUCACCUCCGAGUCCCAUUAACCUCAGCAACGGCUUCGCGCCGGGGCCAGAGCCAGGCACUAAGACCGCUCACUGCCAGUGAACGGUCAACAGAGUGGCUUCAGUGUCACAACAAAAACCCAACAGUUGCGCCUUCCAGUCGUUCUUUACAAACAUCCCAGUCUGCUGUCUGGGAACAAAAAAUGGACACAGGUUUGUGCAAAUUUAGGCAUCGCCUCAGCCUGAGUUUUACUUGACUGACUAGCUAAUCAGUCAACAGUUGAUCUCAUGCUGAUGGUUGGUUCGGCAGACUGAAAGAAGCCAAAAGAGCUAAUAGACAAUAAUGGCUGAACCCAUUUUCAGCACAAUGCCCAUUUAAAGAUAAAUAUGGAUGUUUGUGAAUCUAGUCUGGUGGAUCUCAGAAUGAAUGUAAAGCUGGAAAUGAGCAGAAAAAGGAGGUUAAGGCAUUUUUUUACCCGGAAACAUUUUAGUUUCUGCCUCGGAUUAGUGAUCUGGGAGAAAAUGUGCACUCCUGAAAAGGGUUUAAAGUAUAUUUUCUUGUAAAAAAGCAUUAUGGUCCAAACUAAUGUAAACACAGACAGCAGGCCUCCAGACCUGGUUGGCCAAAUGUUUCAUUUUUCUGGCUCUUCCUGUUAAAGUCCAGGGGAUCUUCAUCCCAUUUAGGAAUAAUUUCCACUAUGCUUAUUCUUCCAGAUGUUAUCUGAUUGUAAAGUUCUCUGGCUGCAGGACCAUGUGUAUGGAGAUGCUAACAAUCUGUGAUGCUUCACUUUGAUUAAGAGCUGUGGCCAUUUUGUGGUGUGAUGAAAGGCCACUUUCAGCUGGUUUUUAGUUUGCUGCCACUUUGCAGAGGCUGUUCAACAUUUCUAACUAAGCACUGACUGAAUUACACAUGUUUAUUGGUGAAAUAUUUACUCAUGAAUGUGUUCAGUAGAGAGCUGGAGCCAGAAAUACAGAGCAGAUCCUGUGGAUCCAUUUUGUAUUAAUUUUAUCUGGUUUAACUCAAACUUAAUGUAGGGUACCUUCACACAGGAUGAAGACCCCAUACCACAUAAAACCUGAAAAACUGGCCAGAACAUCAAUGGUCUUUACAGUGGAUGGUCUUUGCUUGAUAAAACAUGAGUUCCUCAAAUUCUUUGUGCAUGCAUCAAACUUCUGUAGCGAGGCCAUGUUGGAUUAUUAUCGUGGUGGUAGUGUAUCCUCUGUGUGGCUUGGUCAGUAAGAAUUUCAUGCAGGUAUUAGCUCAAAGUCAUCUUCUAGCUCCUCCCUGCAUCCUGACUUGGCCAUUUACAGUUUUGCCUGGUCGCAGUUGGGAGCAUGUUCACGUCCACGUUCCAAUAGUUUGUGAAGGGCAUACUAUGAUCUUCACUCAUUAUGAAGACACCAUAAGCUCUUGCUGACACACAGUGGUCAGUUCAGGUUUGAGGUGCUAAGAAAGCAUUAAUUCAGGGUUUAUGCAUAUUUACAAAAAUAAAUUAAAAAAUCUAAGAUUAUCAUAAAGAUCUUUCAGUUUAUUUUAUUCAAUCCAGUUUAUUAAUAUAGCGCCAAUUCACAACAUAUGUCGUCUCAAGGCACUU
Messenger RNA from Girardinichthys multiradiatus, 2955 nucleotides. Its product is annotated as calcium/calmodulin-dependent protein kinase type IV. The record is from RefSeq and is a predicted model, not a curated record. Lineage: Eukaryota; Metazoa; Chordata; Actinopteri; Cyprinodontiformes; Goodeidae. Gene Ontology annotation, biological process: protein phosphorylation. Gene Ontology annotation, molecular function: calmodulin binding; calcium/calmodulin-dependent protein kinase activity; ATP binding. The transcript is spliced from 11 exons. The coding region runs from base 24 to 1463 and encodes 479 amino acids.